Messenger RNA from Rhineura floridana, 4985 nucleotides. It is a transcript of the gene PPM1K, whose product is annotated as protein phosphatase, Mg2+/Mn2+ dependent 1K. The transcript is spliced from 7 exons. Gene Ontology annotation, biological process: protein dephosphorylation. The coding region runs from base 280 to 1398 and encodes 372 amino acids. Gene Ontology annotation, molecular function: cation binding; protein serine/threonine phosphatase activity. Lineage: Eukaryota; Metazoa; Chordata; Lepidosauria; Squamata; Rhineuridae. The record is from RefSeq and is a predicted model, not a curated record.
UGUCACACUACUCGCCGGAUCAGGUUUCUGCCUUUUACUAAGAGCCAUUUCGAGCAACGGAAAUAUUUCGGGAAUUCGCCGGGAGAGGUGGGUUUGUCGUGGGCUGCUCCUACUGCGUGCGGGGAAAGGGCUGGAGUCCAGCGGGAAGAGGCAGCACCAGCCGCCUUGCUGCGUAUCUCCUCCUGUAAGGCAAGCCUUGCCAGGUCUGUUAAUUUUGGGGACCCUCCAAGACCUGCUUCCCACGGUUCUGUUCUCCACCAACAUCUGUGGAACCAAGUUAUGUCCACGGCUGCUGUAAUAAAUCUGUUUAGAAAUGGAGGGCACCAAGUAAGGAGGAGCGCUCUGCUAACAUCUCGCCUUUUGCAAGACGACAAGCGGUCUACGGCUGUUUGCCAGAGCUCCACCACCGAACGCAGAACGUCUCGCUUCGACUUGGACGGUAGCGGCCGCCCUGCCACGUGGGACUCGUUUGGUAUCUGGGACAACCGCAUCGAUGAGCCCAUCCUCCUUCCCCCAAGCAUAAAAUAUGGGAAGCCAAUCCCCAAGAUCAGCCUGUCAAAUGUGGGCUGUGCCAGCCACAUCGGGAAGCGGAAAGAAAAUGAAGAUCGCUUUGAUUAUGCCCAGCUAACCAACGAUGUCCUGUAUUUUGCGGUUUUCGAUGGGCAUGGUGGGGUGGCGGUAGCGGAUUUCUGCCAUAAGCACAUGAAGGAAUGUAUCAGAGACUUUCUCACUGAGGAACAGAACAUGGAAUUAGUAUUGAUCAAAGCAUUUUUAGAAAUAGAUAAAGCAUACGUGGGACAUGCUCGUUUGUCUGCUGACGCUACCUUGCUGAAUGCUGGGACCACAGCAACCGUGGCCCUGCUGCAGGAUGGGGUUGAGCUGGUCGUGGCCAGCGUUGGCGAUAGCCGCGCCCUUUUGUGUCGCAAGGGAAAAGCCGUGAAACUGACCAUUGAUCAUACUCCAGAAAGGAAGGAUGAGAAGGAAAGAAUCAAGAAAUGUGGCGGUUUUGUCGCCUGGAACAGUUUGGGGCAGCCCCAUGUGAAUGGCAGACUUGCAAUGACCCGCAGCAUAGGAGAUGUGGAUCUUAGGAAAUAUGGUGUGAUAGCAGAACCAGAGACAAAACGGCUUCAGUUGCAUCAUGCAAGCGACAGCUUCUUGGUCCUUACCACAGAUGGCAUCAACUUCAUGGUGAACAGCCAAGAAAUCUGUGACUUGGUUAGCCAGUGUCACGAUCCUGCUGAAGCGGCUCACCUUGUUACUGAGCAGGCCAUACAGUAUGGAACAGAAGAUAACAGCACAACUAUUGUUGUGCCGUUUGGAGCCUGGGGCAAAUACAAAAACUCUGAGGUCAAUUUCUCAUUCAGCCGGAGCUUCGCCUCGAGUGGGAGAUGGGCGUGAGGACCUUCUGUAGCGAGGUGUUGAACGUGCUGUACUCCGGAAGGCUGACAGGGCAGAAAGCAGAUCUGUAGAUAGUUAUGUUGAUCUGUGGUCUCCAUCUCUCUUCCAGCAGCCUGUGGUUUCUGCCUGGGUAGAAAACCAUUUUAACUUGAUGUUGCCUCUUAACAAACACGUUUGCUCAUGCUUUACCUCAAAAUCAGCAAUUUUCACUCCCUUCAUCCUUGGUCCUAGAUAAUCCUAUCUGGGGUGUUUUUGUUUUUUUGCACAGACAAGAUGCUGGCUCUUUGCACCUGGUCAACAUCUUCUUGGGGGUUUUCUGCCAAGUGUCUUACACACAAUAUACAUUGUAGGUUUUUAGAGGCUGAGAGAGCACGGACAGGCAAACGGGGCUCUCCCAAUUUGCACAAUAUGCAGGGGAGCAAAUUUACAAAGAGAGAAAAGGUGGCAUUUUUUCUCUGCCACUACUGGAAGCUUUUCCUUCCCUGCUUUAAACAGAAGGAGAAAACCAGCAGCAGGGAGGUUAUGAGGCGACACUAGUGGCCAUGCCUUGUUUUCUGUGGCCCACUGGCCCCAUGUUAACCUCCAGAGUUAAAUUUGGUUGAGGUUAGUCCAAUUCUGGAGAGAGGCAUCUUGGUCUCAGGGCUGAUAAGACUCCAUACUGUGGAAGUCAAAGGGCAGAGAUAAUCAGGUGUGUGUGUGUUGUUUUCCUCAAAAGCAGGAAACUUUUUCCCUAUUAUUUGUUCCUCUGCCUAUUGGCUGGUGUAUAACCAGAGAGCCAUACCAUAGCCCUCAAGAUGGAUGUGGACACAACACUAACAUGGGGGACCAUGUCAUGUUCCUUCAGAAGGACUGAAGCAAUAUUGCUUUUCUGCAUUUAUUUGUUUUUUUCCCUUUAAAUAUGCUAGUACUAUGAAAUCCCCUCACGUUUUAAAAUACACUGUUUGUGAGCUGAACUGUUCCUUUUUGGAUACUCAUUUUCUUUCACUUCAGAGUCACUGAAAAAUGUUGUCCCAGGUUCACAAAGUGAACUGGGGGGAGGGAAUGUAUUGUCUAGUGAAGGUGUGCAAUUGUGCAAAGGUUUAAGUUCCAGGUUAUCAUUCAUGGGAUUCCCCCCCCCUUUAGGUACAAAGUUGAGGAUACACUUCGGAAGGGAACAGUAGGAUUAUAUUUAGAGUUGCCACUAAUUUUCAUCUAAAUUGAAAUUCUGAAAUGUUGGAGGAAAGCAAAAGUGAGAUCAGUAGAGUUUCUUUGGGGAAUUCUGCACGUCCUCAUUAUAAACAUAACUUGGGUGUGAAGGAAACAAUCUGUAACUGGUGUUCCUUGGCAGGACUUCAGUCAAUUUGUUUGUAAUCAAAAUUUCCACAGGCUACGAAUAAGUAUCCAGAGUACUGUGUCAUGGAGACUGGUCCUCUCUCUACAUCACGGGUACCCAGUGUGGUGCCCUGCAGAUGUUGUGGGCUACAGAUCGCAUAAUCCCAGACAACUGUCGUCACUGGUUGGGGCUGAUGAAUGUUGGAGUCCAAAACACCUGAAGGGCACCAUUUUGGCUACCUCUGCUGUAGAUACUGGAAGCAGACAAUAAUGACUUCUUCCCCAUCAGUCUACAACAACUUGUUCUUCAGUCCUGGCAUAAAUGCUUUGGACGCUUUCCCGGAAUUAAAACAUAAAAGUUACCUGGCACCCAGGUGUAACUGCUGAGCCCAUUUAGCUGAACCCUGAUCGCAAUGUGAACCGCAGACUGCCGCUACCUGUACUGCCUAGAGCCCCAUCUUUCAUACAAAUCAUUCCAGCUUCACUUUUGUACACCUGCUCUUGAAGCUUCCUUUUGACUCUGUACCUACCUACUACUGAAAGUCAUGAAGUACUUCGCAACCACAGGGCGCCCUGGUAUUCUGUUGUUACCUAGUGUGUAUUUUACAUGUUUGUAUCAUAUAGAGGUAUAUAUACUUUGUAAGUAAAAGAUGUGUCAAAAAUAUUUGUACUUGCCUAUCUUAUUUAGUGCUAUCUUUCUAGGUCACUGCAAUGGCACAUAUCAGCGUUAAGACUAUUCUUCUCUUCACUACUUUGCAAAUUUCUGUUGUUGGAGCCUGGGCUGAAAGAGGGCAAAAACGUGCACCCAUACAGAGUCAAGAUUAUUGGUUAUCCAGUUGGCUUGGGUCACUCAUGAGACCAGUACAGAGAAUGUUGCCCUCACUCUCAAUUGGGUUUGUUUGUCCUUGGAGACUUUCUUACCUAUUCAAAUCUGAUUGGUUACAUAGCUCUGUGACAUGGCUAUAUAGCUCUGUGAUAUUAAUCAUGUGAUCCCUGAUUGGUUGGGGUUGUUCCAAGGUUGUAGAUGUGUGUGUUUUUGGCUUAAAAGCUGAAUUAGAUGAACAUAUGUCACUGUCCUAACCAAAACCUCUACCACCAGCACCUAAAAUUCUUCCAGUCCACUAAUACUCUGUGAUUAAUUAUCACAGACUAAAGGGAAUAGUAGCAUUUGCCAAACUGCUUGUUCAGAAGUAAGUUGCUAAUAGUAGCUAACUGCAAAGAGACACUGUAUGUAAGCUAUGUUCCAGGUUUUAUUUUUGCUAGAUAAAAUUCCUUUUUAAUUUUCUUUCAUUAUGUGGCAGAAGAACUUUGCCUGUAUUCUGCAUAAUACUUCCAGCUUUGUAAGGGAGUGGAUAAUGGCUCUGGUUAAAGGGGAUUUUGGUCUAACUAAAUGUUGGCAAUGGAGAUGAUACUUGGUACUGCACAUUUUGGAGGACUCCAUAGAUUCUAGUUGGUUAAGGAGAGGGAGGGAGGACGAUCAACCCCAUUUUAUUCUUCUGGUUCUGAAAACACCAACCAAAGUAUCAAAUUAAUAGGCACCCAUUUUUGGGUUGGGUGGAGUUUUGGGAUUGGGGAGGAGGCAGUUCAGGUAGGUUUGACACAGUUGAUUUUGGCACUACUAAGCAACAGAUUAUUUUGUCAUGUUGCUGAAAGUACUGUAGAGAGAGACCUUCUACUGGUGCCUCAAAGUUGGGAAGCCGUAGUGCUUCCUUAAAGCCAAGAUGGUUGUUGUGAGGAGAUUCCCAGUCCUGGAUACAUAAAGUGACUUGGCUGCUUCACACAACAUAGCUGACUUGGAAAAGUACUGAAGUGCCCUUGUGUAAAUUGUGUUUCAGAUUUUUGCCUUAGCAAGCAUGUAAAUAUUUGAAUGUUGAUUGUUCAGCUUUUGUGGGACACUGUUGGAUGGUCCAGAUGCUGGGGCCACCUGUUGCAUUUUUACAGAGGCUGCUGGUAGAUGAUGUUGACUGUUGCUGCACUAAGACUUAACCAGAGAUGCAGGUACCCCUUGCUCUAUCUGUAAGCACAUCUGGUGUUUGGUGCUGGAACAAUAUACUAGCAGCUGAAGGCAAGACUCCAUUUGGCUGCCCUAAAUGUUAAAAAGGGGGGGUGUCAGAUAAUUGAAGUUCUUGGUAUCCCUGUGAUUGAAUGUGCACAUACCUUGUGUGGAUUCUGGGCCCAGCUGCUGCUUCAUUCUAUAAGGUUGCUUUUUUAAAAAAAUAUUUGUAACGGAAGCAGGUUGGAGACGGAACAAUAUUUUAAUAAACUUGCUCCUACAA